Molecule: messenger RNA, 597 nt
Organism: Lachancea nothofagi CBS 11611
Lineage: Eukaryota; Fungi; Ascomycota; Saccharomycetes; Saccharomycetales; Saccharomycetaceae
Source: the annotation of a GenBank genome assembly
AUGGCCACCUCAAUUGAAGCGGUCACCGAUGCCUUGAGCAGACCCAAAUCUCGACGCACACCUCUCUACUAUGACAUCUCUUCCCUUUACAAGCCCCUCACAUGCCCUCCAAAUCACAGCCUGCUCUUCCUCCCCCUUCAUGUUAUAGCGCCUAGCACUGACUUUCGUUUUCACCCCGGGGCCAUAACAGCACAAAAUCCAGUAGCCGUCGUGCGCGGUGAUACCUCCCAAAACUCGCUUGUAUUUCAUUUCCCCACGCCUCCCGCCACGUGGCAGUCACGCUCUCACACACACACACUCUCACUCCCGUUACCCGCCCGCGCCGGACUUGUCCAUCUCCGUCGGACGUCUGCUGCUGCUGCCCCCCCGCCUUAUCUCGCCGUGCAACGUGCGCGGGCUGCAAAACAGGCCCCAUCACCAUCCACGGCGAAAUCCCACAUCCGCUCCCCUAACUUCGAGCGCUCUGCAAUCAACCAGAUGAUGAUAAUGACAAGACAUCUGGGACGAAAAACAGAAAACUGCUCCGAUGGCGUUAGACUCCGACGGGCGUGGCAGCUCCAGGAUUCGCCGGCGGCGUUAUGUGAAAUGUGCUAUUGA